Messenger RNA from Armigeres subalbatus, 1908 nucleotides. RefSeq lists its product as uncharacterized. The transcript is spliced from 2 exons. Gene Ontology annotation, molecular function: protein binding. NCBI's taxonomy places the organism in Eukaryota, Metazoa, Arthropoda, Insecta, Diptera, Culicidae. The coding region runs from base 56 to 1708 and encodes 550 amino acids. The record is from RefSeq and is a predicted model, not a curated record.
GGAUCUUAUUAUAAACAUUAUUAUCGUUAGGUAUGUUUAUUUUCAAUAAAUACCUAUGUUAUCUAAAUUUACUGAUUUUCGAGUAAAACCAUUGUCAAAUAGCCUAUCUAGGCAAUACAGUUCAGCAUUGACCACUCUGUUAGUUAUGGAUCUGGAAGGUCUCCCACCGGAGCUGGUGUGGCACAUCUUGGACAACUUGACCGAUCUUCGGGACCGCAAGAAUGCCUCCCUGGUGUGCAAAAGCUGGAAUUGGAUGCUGUUCAACUCGCCGGUAUCGCUUCGUUGCAUACGGUUACGGGUUUGCCCCAAGGUAGCGAGCCUGGAUCGAACGGAAGCCGAAGAGGUGUUCAAUCAGAUGAGUGAUGUUAUGGUGCACAGUAAGCGUAACUACAUCAAUGUGGAGUUUUUUCAUAUGAAUUUCGAAAGACCGAUGGCGCGCGAGCUCUUGUUCUUCUUGGUUCAAUUGUGUUGUGAUUCGAUUGUACGGUUGUAUUUUACGAAUUGCCAUGGAUUGAGGCGAAGCGAACUGUGGCAAGUUUUAGAAUUGCUGCCCGGGCUUAAGGAACUGGCUGUUUCCGGAGGGAUUUACUAUGACGAGUUUGAUAACGAAGCGGACAUAACAGAGUUGAAUCAACUGGAAAGCUUAACUUUGGACAUUGGAGACGACUGUCGUUUAUAUCAGGAUUUUUCAACAAUCACACCGGAGCUUACCAGUUUCAAUGUACGAACAAUUCAUGGCUGUGUAGAUUUGCGAGAUGUUGUUUUGACUCGAAACUUCAGUCAUCAAUUAAACACGUUGCGGUUUUCCACCAACAGAUGCUUCAAUCAGUCGGAAUUUUCCGAUAUGAAUUUUACAAAUUUAACUAAAUUGGACCUGAAAUUGUCCGGCUCAGUAUGGCCUCAGCUAUUCAAACAGAUGAAGUUGUUAACAGAGCUACAGCUUGAUGCCGGUAUCAACGAUGAAGUGAUUGCUGCCAUUUGUGGAACGUCGACGAAAUUGCGGAAAUUGAGUUUGCUAUGCUCUGGACUAGUGGAGUGUAAGAAGUUCAACAUGCUCAAUCGAUUAGAAAACUUGGAAGAUCUUCAAUUACGAGGGAUUUACAAAUUCAGUUGGCGGCACGUCGUUUUCAGCAAACUUAGACGCCUCCACGUAGAUAAUGUAGCUACGGAUUUUACCAACUUCCUAAAAGAACUUACCGCUUUGAAGUCACUGGAAAUACAUGACACUAAACUGAAAAACGAGCAGCUUAUCAAAUUCACGUUGAAUAUUCCGUCGGUUGAACGGUUAGAGUUAGCAUUUUGUAACAAAUUGAGUGACAAAGCCUUCAAACAUUUGGCUGAUAUGCCAAAUCUGAAGGAGCUUCGGCUUUGGGGAAUAAAUGUAUCUAAGAGCAUCGAUGAGCGGAUGCUGUGUCCGAAGCUCAAGACAAUAAUUUUCUAUUUCAACGAUAAUAUCGAAGAUUCCACCUUGGAUGCCAUUGCCCACAAGUUGCCCAAUUUGCGGCUGUUGGUACUUUACGAUUGCUACCGAAUCAGCCCACAGGGUGUGGCCAAUCUACGCAAAGCGAUGCCCACUUGCAGUGUGCUGGAGUUGUAUCGAGGCGAUGAACUGCCACCGGCGCUGGUGGCCGAGAGUCAGAUUUACUACCGUAAUGCCGAGUUUCCCAACGGAGUUCUUAAGCAGGAGUUACCCUUCCAGUGGUACUGAGUGGAAAGUUGUGGCAGCUGAAUGAACGAGACUGAAAAACUAAUGCAUUUUUAAGUCAAAUAGAAUGAAACAACAUUCAAUCGCACAUAACUGGUCUUGAUCAAUAUUUUGAGAUUUCAAGGCAAAGAACCAAUAGAAGCGCAUAUUUUGUUCAUAGCGUGUUUAUGUAUUUUUAAAAUAAAUUAAUGAUAUAUUGUGAA